CGUGGCCAGCGACUCGGAGGUUCCGAAAAGGUGCGGAAUCAUGGCGGCGACCGAGGAGCGGGUCCGGGAGGACGGAGAAGAGGAAGAAGAGGAAGCAGAGCAGUUGGUUCUGGUGGAAUUGUCCGGAAUUAUUGAUUCAGACUUUCUAUCAAAAUGUGAAAAUAAAUGCAAGAUUUUGGGAAUUGACACUGAGAGGCCCAUUCUGCAAGUGGACAGCUAUGUCUUUGCUGGAGAAUAUGAAGACACUCUUGGGACCUGUGUUAUAUUUGAAGAAAAUGUUGAACAUGGUGAUGCAGAAGGCAGUAGUAAAACAGUGCUAAAAUAUAAAUGCCAUACAAUGAAGAAGCUCAGCAUGACAAGAACUCUUUUGACAGAAAAGAAGGAAGGAGAAGAAAGCAUAGGUGGUGUGGAAUGGCUGCAAAUCAAGGACAAUGAUUUCUCCUACAGACCCAACAUGAUCUGUAGCUUUCUGCAUGAAUGUGAAGAUGACGACGUUGUAGCUACAGCCUCAGAUAAAUCUUUGGAGUUGGAAGAGCAAGAAAUUCAAACAAAAGAUAAUUCAAACCUGAAUUAUGAACAGGGGAAAUCACUGAACUUGGAAGUAGAGAAUUCUGGUCCUCUUAUUGAUAUCCCUUCUUCUGAGACAGAAGGUUAUGUUUUUAUGGAAACUCAAGAUAGUGCCUCGGAAAUCACUCCUAGAUGAAAUGUUUCUCAUAACUA
This is a messenger RNA of Callorhinus ursinus (northern fur seal), 720 nucleotides long. RefSeq names its product general transcription factor IIIC subunit 6 (gene GTF3C6). Gene Ontology annotation, biological process: transcription by RNA polymerase III. Lineage: Eukaryota; Metazoa; Chordata; Mammalia; Carnivora; Otariidae. The record is from RefSeq and is a predicted model, not a curated record. Gene Ontology annotation, cellular component: transcription factor TFIIIC complex.